Carya illinoinensis is the source of this 757-nucleotide messenger RNA. RefSeq names its product peroxidase-like protein 2. The record is from RefSeq and is a predicted model, not a curated record. NCBI's taxonomy places the organism in Eukaryota, Viridiplantae, Streptophyta, Magnoliopsida, Fagales, Juglandaceae. Bases 232 to 579 code for a protein of 115 amino acids. The transcript has a single exon.
AAUACAUCAAUGACAAUAACAAUCUGAGUGACUCUAAAAUGACUAAAUAAUAAUGUCUCUCAUAUGACACGUACAACAACUCAAUAUUCAAACACGUAAAACAGCAGUAUAUAUAGAGAGAGAGAGGGAGCCCAGGCAGGCUCCAACACACUGAUACAGAAACGCUUCAUAUAGUGGGGCAGACACAGAAAUCUCCAAAAACUGGAUCAGUAGGAGAAAGCGAAUGCUCCCAUGGCGUUUCAAGGACUACCAGUAGUACUUCAAUUUGAUGGUGGUGGGGAGAAGAAUGGAAUUGUUGGAAUCGUUGGAAUCGUUGUUGGAAUGGUAGGAAUCGAUGGGAUUGUAGUUGGGAUGGUGGGCAAUGGAGUGGAAGGAAGAGGAGGUAGAGUCACCUUGGGCGUAGUUGGCAUAGUUGGAUUUGGUAGAGUUGGCAUUGGAUUUGAAGGCAAUGGGGGCAAUGUGGGUUUAGGCAGUGUUGGCACAGGGGGCAGAGGAGGCAGUGUAGCCUGGGGAAGAGAUGGGAUUGUAGGCAGCGUCAGUGCUGGGGGUGGAGCUGCCGGCGGUGUGUCCAAAAGAUGACGAGCUGCCAAGCUCAUAUCAAUGCUUGACAAAGACAGAGCGACAAUCAAAGAUAACAUGAAAACAUGACAGGAACCAGCCAUUUCUAGAGAUGAGAGUUCUUCCUCGAAAUGUAUUGGGAACCUGUGUAUGUGUGUUUGAGUUGAAAUGGAUACAAAUCUUAAUUGGUAUUUAUAGA